AGCAGAAGUGAAUAUAAUAUAAUAUAAUGGCGUCGCAAGGGUCGCCACAGAAACCAAAAGAUCUGCAUUUACCACUAUCUCGAGUGAAAACAAUAAUGAAAAGCUCUCCUUACGUCGAGACAGUUGGCCAGGAUUGUUUGUUCCUUGUGGCGAAAGCAACGGAAUUAUUUAUUCAUCAUUUAUCGUCUGAAGCACACAGUCUGGGUAAAAAAGGACAUACUCUCGACUACAAAAAUGUGGCUGAAGUGGUGCAAAGCAAUGAAACCCUUGACUUUCUACGUGAGAUAAUACCACGAAAGAUAACCGUCAGAGAGUUUAAAGAGUUGAUGGCAAAGAAAAACCCCCCUUCUUCGGAUAGUAGUUCAUCAGAGAGCUCCUCUGAUUCUGACACUGAUAGUGAAUCUGACAGUGCCUCUUCUCAUGAGGAUGAAACAGUGCAGAAAAAAGAUGCUAAUGGGGAAGUAGUAGAGAUCACCAGCAGUUCUGAAGAUAGUGUUCCUCAUAAAAAUGGAAGCGAUAGUAAAGAGAAUGGAAAAGUCGAAUCCAGUGACAGUGAGGAAGAAUCAAAUAUGGAAUAAUUCCGGAAAAUUUCUUGUUCCUAACUCUCAGAAAGUCUUGAGAAAAGAUUCUGAUUACUAAAGAUUGGUCCAAACAGCAAGACUUUAAUACACAUCACAGAUCAGACGAUAGAGACCAUGUUAGUACUUUGAGGAGCAGCACUGAGGAUUUGAAGACACAUUCCUUUGUAGAAUUAAUUCAUCUGGCUGUCAUAACUAAAGAGAAUAGCCGUCUUUGUGAGGAACCUCAUUAAUUAGUCCUAAUAUAAAAUACCCAUUCAACUCAUCAUGCCGUUUUUAGGGAUAAUUUUAAUAAUAAAAUAUUUUUUCACACGUAUGACAAGACUUAAAAAAUACAUUCUAAAUA
Athalia rosae (coleseed sawfly) is the source of this 924-nucleotide messenger RNA. It is a transcript of the gene Chrac-16, whose product is annotated as chromatin accessibility complex protein 1. The transcript has 2 exons. Gene Ontology annotation, molecular function: protein heterodimerization activity. The coding region runs from base 27 to 578 and encodes 183 amino acids. Gene Ontology annotation, cellular component: nucleus; CHRAC. The record is from RefSeq and is a predicted model, not a curated record. NCBI's taxonomy places the organism in Eukaryota, Metazoa, Arthropoda, Insecta, Hymenoptera, Athaliidae.